AACAGGAAGUUGGAUAAUUAUUGGAGUUAUUUGCGACGAAGCAGUACUUAAAAUUUUUAUUGACUGUCAUAUUUUACCCUGUAAUUUAAGCUUAUCUUGUUAUCUCAUGAUUGGACUGUAGGAGUUUUAAGUGCAUUGCUUUUGAGUGAUUUUUCGUGUUAUUUACUACAGUAGAGUUGAUCCACGCUGCAGGAAUAUGGAGCUGAAAGAUGUGGAAAAGUGCUGCUGUGUGAUUAAAGUUUCUGGGACACCAGGGAGCAAACCCGUCAGCUGCAGUGGAGUAAUCCUCCACCCUCGGUCUGGUACUGUCUUAUGCACCGGCCUCCCGUUUUGCCGGUUUGUUACCGACAGAGAGCUCCUCUCCUCAGACGCCGAGGUCCUGCUUCCCCGCAGCUUCAGCGACAAACUAAAAAUCCGCGUCUGCUUGUCAGGUUCCAGAAGGAGCGAGCCGUCCCGUCAGCGGGAGGUUUCAGGCGAGCUGCUGAUGCUGCUGAACUGCGUGGAGUUCAAACAUACCUUCAUGGGAGUUUUCCAGGAGACAGACCAGUGGCGUUUCCAUGGUGAUGAUGAGGAUGCUGAGCUGAUCAGAGAUGCCCAGUCCCUCAGCUGGUUUGCAGUCCUCAGGGCGGGUGUGGUGGUGAACAACAAUACAGACACGGAAAGUACCCCCUGGCAGAGCAGCUCGUCUCUGCAGAAAGGCUGCCCGGUUGUUGCAUGCGGCUCUCCUUUUGGCUCCCUCUGCUUAGACCUCUUCAUCGGCACCCUCAGCCGAGGGAUUGUCAGCAACCUGGCUGGAGAAGACAAUGCUGUCAUCCUCACAGACGCUCGCUGCCUACCCGGCACAGAGGGUGGAGGCUUGUUUGUGGUGGAGGCCACAGACAGUGUCCGUCUCAUCGGUGUGAUUGUUUCUCCAUUUGGCUGGAAGUCAAAUGAGUGGAUAGGCCUCACUUUGGUCUGCUCUGUUGACAUGAUCUUCAGGAGCGUCAUCCGUUGCACAGGGGUCCGAGAUCCGCUUCGUGGGGUUUGGGAACAAAAAGAAGAGGCAGAUCUCUGCAUGUCCAGAACAGCUCAGGGGUCAGAAGCUGUUAGACUCCCCACUGUGUGCUUUGUGGACAGUGGACAAGCCUGGGGCUCAGGAGUUGCUGUCAGCGCUGGGCUGGUGGUAACUUGCCGGCAUGUAGUCGGUGGGAAGUCUUCGGUCAGCCUGAAGUUUUAUCAAGAUGGCAGAGUCCGAGAUGCUGUGGGCGAUGUUUUGUUCUCCACUAAACCAUCUUCACCAUAUGAUUUGGCUUUAAUUGAGCUUAGAGUCCCUGUCCCAGAAGCUGUGAUCCCCAGAAUGUCAAAAGGUUUUCACCUAGGUGAAGCUGUGGUUGUAGUGGGAUACGGCGGGCUGGGCCGAGUCUGCGGUCCAUCCCUGACAUCUGGUGUCCUUUCCAAGGCCAUCAGCUUGAAUGGCCAGCCUGUCAUGCUUCAGACCACAUGCGCAGUACAAGCUGGAGCCAGCGGGGGCGCUGUGGUGCAGAAACAGUCGGGAGAGCUGCUUGGGAUCGUGUCGAGCAAUGCGCGAGACCUGGCCGCGAGCGUAACAUAUCCGCACCUCAACUUCAUCAUCCCAGUGCCUGUUUUCCAGAGACCGCUGCAGGAGUUUCAAAAGGCAAGAAAUGUCGACGUGUUCAGUGUGCUGAACGCUACAGAGAGGGACGUGAGACGGGUGUGGAGGCUGCAAGGUGCACAAAGCAAACUCUGACCUGCGAUUCAUAAACUUUGAGAGGUGAUGGAUUCCCCUUAAAUUCUUUGAAACAGACAUUGAUAUACAUAAAAAGGCAUUAUUUCCACUAAAUCCUCACAGAAUCAUUAGAAUAUUAGAAAGAUGACGCUAAUAUAUUGAAAUAUAUUAUUUUAUUCAAUUUGACAAUAAACCUUCCUGUAUUUUACUGAGCUUACGGUUGCACGCACUUUCUAAAUGAUCCCUAUUAUAACUGUAUUAUACAGUUUUGCACAUCUUUAUCAAGGAUACCACAUUUAUUGACAUCCCUGAUAAAGAUGUGUUAAAGCCCUAAAUUAAAUAUUUCCUUUAGUGCAGUACCCUAAUCUCAUAAGAGAACAUCUAGAAAUAAGCCUUUAAUCUGAAUAUAUUUAAUCAUCAAAGGAAAAGAAAUCCUGUCAUAAUUUUAAUUACGCAUACCUUUGAACCAUGCGGCUGUAAAUAGGUGCAAUAAGUUAGAAGAACCUGCAAUUGAUCCCCUCUUAUUCUACAGUUACAGCAUCAAGGGUACUAUUUUUGGAAGCAUUUGUGAGGAUUUAAAUCUGCUUCUGGUGCAUGGGGUUUAUUUUUUAUUUUUUAUAAGCAAGAGGAAGGUUCAGCAUAACAAGCUGGCAGGUUGCAGAAAAUGAUUGGUCCCUCUGGGUAGCUCGAGACGUCUGCUGUGUGUACAUAUCAGGUAUUCAGACAUCUGUUGGCAGGAACAUUCACUCACAUCGGAGGUUUCGCCCGAUGGGACGUUACCGGUGCUGAUUUCCAUUAUCACAGAAAUAUGAAACUGUGAGAUGACAUUUCCAAAGACUGGUUACUGUCAGUUUUCACAAUGCAAUGGCAGACGUUCCUGGCGUGAACUCUCGAAGACAAGGAGCGUUGCAUACCAAAGGGGUUUCUGUUUCGCUGUUCCCAGAGUAAAUCGUUAACAGAGGAGAGGCUUAAGCAGUGUCCUGAGGAAACACAUUUUUCUGUAGGUGUUGUGCUUUAAGAGCUGCUCACAUGCAGACCGAGGUCUAUAUCCAAUUUCUACUGGUUUCCCUACAAGCCACGUUUCACACAACGAGGGAAGGCAUAAGGAACGUAAGCCGGCAACCACAUUGUGUCAACACAAUCCGCUUCACAGCGAACAGGUCACACAAAGAGGAGAUUUAGAGAUUUGCGCUGGUGAUUUUUCAAAUUGAGCUUCAAGAGGGGGCACUACGUGACAUAUUGUGGGAGAUAUUCUCGACUUUCAUGUCACUAGAAUAAUCUUAUCUGAGCAACAUUCCUGAAAAAGAUUUGCUCCUCUGAAAUAUUCCUGAACUGAGCCAGAAUAAUACCAUUCGUAAAAGUAGCAGAAUUCGGUACGUUUAGUAGAUUAAAGCAAACAAACGGGUCAAAAAUCUAAUUAUACUUUCAAUUGUAAAAUGUAACCUGAGUAACAGUCUCACAUUGUUUAGGCUUCUUGCUAUGACUACCAGAUGUUGUAUGCGUUGUGCUAUUCCAAACUAGGCAUAAUGAAGCUGCCUGAGAGCAACUGCUUUAAAUGAGCUAUUUGUUUUCAUAUUAUUAUACUUCAAGAGGGUACCAUAAUUUUAUUGUUAAAAUUGUAUCUUAUCUCCUCCUCUGAACUAAACCUAUUCUGCAACUGUCUAGUCUGAGCCCUUAACCUAUUUAAAUCUUGUUUAGCCCAUUUUCUUCUGCUUGAUUACUGUUUAUACUGAUGUGAUGAGAUUACAUGUAAAGUUCCCUCACGUUUGGAGCAGUUUGUGCACACAGCUUAAAAUAAGAUGUCGAGAAUGAUCAGUGUGAAAUGAAUGGUUGUUAUGGAAACCUGGUGACCUUAAGAUGCCACUCUUUGCUGCAGUUUUUUUUAUUUUUUAUCAGCAAGCCUCAGAUUCAUUUUGCCCUCCAUCACCAUCCUUUUCUUGGGGGGACAGAUAAAAGUGGGAGCCUUGGUAGUUUUAAACAUUUUAAUUGUAUGGGAAUAAACAUAAACAUGAAAACAGGCAGAUCAUAGCCUGCUAAAUAUAGUUUUAAAACUGAAUUACUUUUUUAAGAGAGAUAAGUGGAGCUCAUUUGGUUUCCAACCCAUGACUACGUUUUCCACAAGCAGAAAUGUUUAGAGGAAAAGUGUGGUAACUGUCUUUCUGUCAGCUGAUAUGAAGUGUGGAGCAACAAUUGUGGCUCUAUUCUGGCUCUAUUCACUGUCAUGCUGCCAGUGAAUAGAGCCAGUAACUUGCUCUACCAUUUUUGCAACAAUAACUUUUUAAAACAUUUGUGCUUGAUAAAUUGAACUACCCUAA
Molecule: messenger RNA, 4041 nt
Organism: Xiphophorus maculatus (southern platyfish)
Lineage: Eukaryota; Metazoa; Chordata; Actinopteri; Cyprinodontiformes; Poeciliidae
Gene: tysnd1
Product: trypsin domain containing 1
Exons: 4
Coding region: 197-1747 (516 amino acids)
Biological process (GO): protein processing; regulation of fatty acid beta-oxidation
Cellular component (GO): peroxisome
Molecular function (GO): serine-type endopeptidase activity
Source: RefSeq, a predicted model, not a curated record